AUGAGGACAGGAAUUUGCAGCAUACACCUUCAGGCUCUUACACCAGAGGCUACAACCCUUGUUAAACAAGCUGUUAAUCUUGCCACAAGAAGGGGUCAUUCUCAUGUGACUCCUCUCCAUGUUGCUAGUGCUAUGCUUGCAACCUCCACUAGCCUUCUCCACAAAGCAUGCCUUCAAUUCCAUUCUCACCCUCUUCAAUACAAGGCACUGGAGCUUUGCUUCAAUGUUUCCCUCAACCGUUUGCCAGCAUCCACACCAAGCCCUCUUUUGUGUCCUCAAUAUUCCAAUCCUUCACUUUCUAAUGCUUUGGUUGCAGCAUUCAAACGUGCUCAGGCUCAUCAAAGACGUGGAUCUAUUGAGAACCAGCAGCAACCAAUUUUGGCCUUGAAAAUUGAGGUGGAACAGCUCAUAAUCUCUAUCCUUGAUGACCCUAGUGUUAGCAGGGUCAUGAGAGAAGCUGGUUUCUCUAGCACCCUUGUUAAAAGCAGGGUUGAACAAGCUAUUUCAAUGGAAGUUUGUUCACAACAACCUACUUCUAGGAACCAGUCCAAGGAAGUUAACACUAAACUUCAAGUUCUUGGUAGUAACAAUGUGUCCCCAUCUAGAUCUUUUGGUCAAUUUGGGGGUUCAUUUUUCAAGUCUAUAGACCAUGCUAAUAAUGAUGUAGACGAUGUAACUAGUGCUUUGAGUGAACUUGUGAGUAAGAGAAGAAACACAGUCAUUGUUGGGGAGAGUCUUGCCAAUGCUGAGGGAGUAGCUAGGGGAGUGAUGGAUAGGUUAGAGAGAGGCAUUGUUCAAGGAGAAUUGAGGUAUGUGCAAUUUGUGAGUCUUCCUCUCAUCUCCUUCAAGAACAUUAGUAAGGAGGAAGUUGAAAGGAAACUUGUGGAGCUUAGAAGAGUAGUUAAAAGCUGUGUGGGGAGAGGGUUUAUUAUUUACUUGGGUGAUCUUAAAUGGUUGUUUGAGUUUUGGUCAAAUUAUUGUGAGGAAAGAAACGACUACUACUGUUCUGUGGAGCAUAUGGUGAUGGAACUUAAAAAAUUGAUUAGUGGAAAUGGGGAGAGUGGUAGACUUUGGCUAAUGGGGAUUGCAACUUUUAGAACAUACAUGAAAUGUAAAAUAUGUCACCCCUCCCUUGAAACUAUUUUGCAGCUUCAACCCUUUACAAUUCCUGUUGGUAGCUUGAGCCUUGGUUUAAACUUCGAUAGUGAUUUUCAAACUCAGGAGAGAAGGAAGGUAAUAUUCAAGGAUGAAUCUUUUGAAGAUCGAGCCAAAGUGCACAAAUAUCUAACAUGCUGCAGAGAUUGCUCACUGAAUUUUGAGAAAGAAGCUCAGAGCAUUCCAAGCAGUAUAAGAAAAAAAGAAUGCACUUCUAGCUUGCCAACAUGGCUCCAAAAUUUCAAGGAAGAGAGAAGUCUCAUAAUGGAAGAUCAGGAAAAUCGCAAGCUUAAGGAUAUCUGUAAGAAAUGGAACUCAUUUUGUAGUUCAGUGCAUGGUCAUGCUUCCAAUCUUGAGAGAAAAUUUUGGCUUGCUUCAUCCUCUCCUUCAUCCCCUACUUCUGUCUCUUCACAUGAGAAAAAGUCUAGCUUGUAUCUGAGCCACCGAAAUUGGCCACUCAUAUCUGUACCAAAAGAAGUACCUAAAGAAUGUGAGUUAUACACUGAGACUAUUAGUGAUGAUUGCUAUGAAGGAAACUUGAUAAUGUUCAUGCCAGAAAGAAAUGUUCCUAAGCCAGAUCUUUUGUCAAAUCCAAACUCUAGUCCCAACUCAGCUUCUUCAAGUGAGGCAGUGGAUGGUUUGGAUAGCACUCAAAUGUUCAAGGAGCAUAAUGCUGAGAAUCUGAAGAUUCUCUAUGAUGAAUUGGAGAAAAAGUUUCCACAACAGAAAGAAAUAAUUAAGGAGAUUGCAAGCACUAUCCUUCUUUGCAGGUCAGGAAUAAAAAAAGGAAAGAGUGAAUUAGUGAAGAGAGAUGAAAAACAGGAAACUUGGAUGUUCUUUCUAGGUGUGGAUUCUCAUGCCAAAGAAAUGAUGUCAAAAGAGCUAGCUAAAGUUAUUUUUGGCUCUUAUAGUAACUUUGUCUCCAUUGGUACAAGCAGAUUCUCUUCCCCAAGAGCUGAUUCCACUCAUGAGGAAUUGAAAAACAAAAGACCAAGAGAUGAGUUUGGUAGCACUUAUGUUCAGAGAUUUGGGGAAGCAGUGAAUGAGAAUCCUCAUAGGGUGUUCUUCAUGGAUGAUUUGGAGCAAGUUGAUUACUUUUCUCAAAAGGGUGUUAAGCAAGCAAUUGAGAGUGGAAGUAUAACACUUCCAGGUGGUGAAUCUGUACCUCUCAAGGAUGCCAUUGUCAUUUUCAGUUGUGAAAGCUUAAAUUCAGUGUCAAGAACCUGUUCUCCUGCAAGAACUACUCCAUCUGCUGAAAACAAAGGGAAAGAGAAUAAUGAUAAGUUGGAGGAGAAAACUCUAUGCCUCUCUUUGGAUCUGAACAUAGCGAUUGAAGUUGAUGCCCAAAAUGUGCAUUUAGCUAGAGAUACUGGGAUCCUAGAGUUAGUUGAUAAGCAAAUUAAUUUUAAAAUACAAGAACUGUGA
Gastrolobium bilobum is the source of this 2580-nucleotide messenger RNA. RefSeq names its product protein SMAX1-LIKE 3-like. Lineage: Eukaryota; Viridiplantae; Streptophyta; Magnoliopsida; Fabales; Fabaceae. The coding region runs from base 1 to 2580 and encodes 859 amino acids. The record is from RefSeq and is a predicted model, not a curated record. The transcript has 3 exons.